AUGUUUUCGCCUCUCAUUUCUGCUCUUCAAAAUGCCCUUCUCUCUUUGUCUUCUCUCUCUCUCUCUCUCUCUAUUUCUCCCACCCCACAUUUGAUUUCUUUUUCCACUCCUUCAUUCUCCAUUCUUCUCUUACUCUGUUUCUACUCUUUCCUCAUCCCUUUAGUUCCUCUUCUCUGUUUCUACUCUCCUCCUCUCUUUGAAACCUCUACCUCUUUCUGUUUCUUCUCUUUCCUAUUCUGUCUCUGCGAGUUUUAUAUUUAUCCACCCUUUCUUUUCUUCUUAUUUAUUCUCUUUCACCUCGAACUCUCUCUUUUUCUCUAUUUCCUCUUCCCACUUCAUUUCAUUCUUUCUCCAUAUUCACCUCUCUUCCCCCAUUUUUUUCUCUUCUUUCUUCCUCUAUUUUCCUUUACCUCCUUUUCUCGCCUCCUAUUCUAUUAUAUCUAUUGCCUUAUAUUAUUUUCUUUUCUCGCCUCCUUUUAUUAUUACCUUCUUUUUAUCUAUUCUUAUAUCUAUUAUUUUCUUUUUCUCUUCCUAUUCUAUUACCUAUAUCUUAUAUUAUUCAGUACUCUUUUCUCGCCUCCUAUUCUAUUACCUGUAUCUAUUGCCUUAUAUUAUUCAGUACAAUAUUUUUCUCGCCUCCUUUUCUAUUACCUAUAUCUAUUGCCUUAUAUUAUUCAGUACAAUCUUUUUCUCGCCUACUAUUCUAUUACGUGUAUCUAUUGCCUUAUAUUAUUCAGUACCUUCUUUUUUCUCGCCUCUUUUUCAAUUACCUGUAUCUAUUGCCUUAUAUUAUUCAGUACCUUCUUUUUCUUGCCUCCUUUUCUAUUACCUGUAUCUAUUGCCUUUUUUAUUCGUACCUUCUUUUUCUCGCCUCCUAUUCUAUUACCUAUAUCUAUUGCCUUAUAUUAUUCAGUACCUUCUUUUCUCGCCUCCUUUUCAAUUACCUGUAUCUAUUGCCUUAUAUUAUUCAGUACCUUCUUUUCUUUCUUUUCAAUUACCUGUAUCUAUUGCCUUAUAUUAUCUUACCUUUCGCCUCCCUAUUCUAUUACGUGUAUCUAUUGCCUUAUAUUAUUCAGUACCUUCUUUUUUCUCGCCUCCUUUUCUAUUACCUAUAUCUAUUGCCUUAUAUUAUUCAGUACCUUCUUUUUCUCGCCUCCUUUUCUAUUACCUGUAUCUAUUGCCUUAUAUUAUUCAGUACCUUCUUUUUUCUCGCCUCCUUUUCUAUUACCUAUAUCUAUUGCCUUAUAUUAUUCAGUACCUUCUUUUCUCGCCUCCUUUUCUAUUACCUGUAUCUAUUGCCUUAUAUUAUUCAGUACCUUCUUUUCUCGCCUCCUAUUCUAUUACCUAUAUCUAUUGCCUUUAUACCUUCUUUUCAGUAUUCUCCUUUUCUCCCCUUUUCUAUUCCUUUUCUAUUAUCUAUUGCCUUAUAUUAUUCAGUACUUUUUCUUCUUUUUCUCUCCUCCUUUUCUAUUACCUGUAUCUAUUGCCUUAUAUUAUUCAGUACCUUCUUUUUUUCUCGCCUCCUUUUCUAUUAUUCUGUAUCUAUUGCCUCCUUUUAUAUUACCUGUAUCUAUUCUUAUAUUAUUCAGUACCUUCUUUUCUCGCCUCUAUUCUUUUUCUAUAUUCUAUUGCCUUUUAUUAUUCAUUACCUUCUUUAUUGCCUUCUUUUCUAUUACUUUCUAUAUCUAUUGCCUUAUAUAUUAUUCAGUACCUUUUUUCUCGCCUCCUUUUCUAUUACCUAUAUCUAUUGCCUUUUAUUAUUCUCCUUUUUUUCUAUUACUUCUUUUUUAUUCAGUACCUUUUUUCUCGCCUUUUCUAUUACCUGUAUCUAUUGCCUUAUAUUAUUCAGUACCUCUUUUUCUCGCCUCCUCUUUUCUAUUCUAUAUCUAUUGCCUUAUAUUAUUCUAUUUCCUUUUCUAUUACCUGUAUCUAUUGCCUAUUAUAUCUAUUGCCUUAUAUUAUUCAGUACCUUUUUUUCUCGCCUCCUAUUCUAUUACCUGUAUCUAUUGCCUUAUAUUAUUCAGUACCUUCUUUUUCUCGCCUCCUAUUCUAUUACCUGUAUCUAUUGCCUUAUAUUAUUCAGUACCUUCUUUUUCUCCUCCUUUUCUAUUACCUGUUCUAUUACCUAUAUUAUUCAGUACCUUUUCUCGCCUAUAUAUCUAUUCUUAUAUUAUUUACCUUCUUUUUCUUUCCCUUCUAUUACCUAUUUCUAUUGCCUUAUAUUAUUCCUACUAUUCUAUUACCUGUAUCUAUUGCCUUAUAUUAUUCAGUACCUUCUUUUCUCGCCUCCUUUUCUAUUACCUGUAUCUAUUGCCUUAUAUUAUUCAGUGCCUUCUUUUCUUUCUCUCCUAUUCUAUUACCUGUAUCUAUUGCCUUAUAUUAUUCAGUACCUUCUUUUUCUCGCCUCCUUUUCUAUUACCUGUAUCUAUUGCCUUAUAUUAUUCAGUACCUUCUUUUCUCCCUCUUUUCUAUUACCUGUAUCUAUUGCCUUAUAUUAUUCAGUACCUUCUUUUCUCUCCUCCUUUUCUAUUACUAUUAUAUCUAUUGCCUUAUAUUAUCAGUAACCUGUACCUUUUUCUCCUCCCUAUUUUCUAUUAUUAUUCCUAUAUCUUUUUUGCCUUAUAUUAUUGUAUACCUUUAUUUUUCUACCUUCUUUUUCUUAAUUCUAUUACGUACCUCUAUCUAUAUUUUAUUAUUACCUUAUCUUUUUCUCCUCCUUUUCUAUUACCUUAUAUUAUUCAGUACCUUCUUUUUCUUGCCUCCUAUUCUAUUACCUGUAUCUAUUGCCUUAUAUUAUUCAGUACCUUCUUUUUCUCGCCUCCUUUUCUAUUACCUAUAUCUAUUGCCUUAUAUUAUUCAGUACCUUCUUUUCUCUCCUUUUCUAUUUCCUUAUAUCUAUUGUACCUUUUAUAUUUUCUAUUACCUGUAUCUAUUGCCUUAUAUUUUUACCUUCUUUAUUCGCCUAUUAUAUCUAUUGCCUUAUAUUAUUCAGUACCUUCUUUUUCUCGCCUCCUUUUCUAUUACCUAUAUCUAUUGCCUUAUAUUAUUCAGUACCUUCUUUUUCUCUAUUACCUAUCUUUUCUUAUAUUAUUCAGUACCUUCUUUUCUCGCCUUUUCUAUUAUUGCCUUAUAUUAUUCAGUACCUUCUUUUCUCCUCUAUUUCAUUACCUGUAUCUAUUGCCUUAUAUUAUUCAGUACCUUCUUUUUCUCGCCUCCUUUCUAUUACCUGUAUCUAUUGCCUUAUAUUAUUCAUUACCUUCUUUUUCUCGCCUCCUUUUCUAUUACCCUGUAUCUAUUGCCUUAUAUUAUUCAGUACCUUCUUUUUCGCCUCCUAUUCUAUUACGUGUAUCUAUUGCCUCUUAUAUUAUUCAGUACCUUCUUUUCUCUCCUCCUAUUCUAUUACCUGUAUCUAUUGCCUUAUAUUAUUCAGUACCUUCCUAUUAUUCAAUUUUAUCUAUUGCCUUAUAUUAUUCAGUACCUUCUUUCUCUCCUCCUUUUCUAUUACCUGUAUCUAUUGCCUUAUAUUAUUCAGUACCUUCUUUUCUCGCCUCCUUUUCUAUUACCUAUAUCUAUUGCCUUAUAUUAUUACCUUCUUUUCUCCUCCUUUUCUAUUACCUAUAUUUGCCUUAUAUUAUUCAGUACCUUCUUUUCUCGCCUCCUAUUCUAUUUUUCUAUUCUUAUAUUAUUCAGUACCUUCUUUUCUCUCCUCUAUUCUAUUACCUGUAUCUAUUGCAUUAUAUUAUUCAGUACCUUCUCUUUUUCUCGCCUCCUAUUCUAUUACCUGUAUCUAUUGCCUUAUAUUAUUCAGUACCUUCUUUUUUCUCCUCCUUUUCUAUUACCUGUAUCUAUUGCCUUAUAUUAUUCAGUACCUUCUUUUUUCUCCUAUUCUAUUACCUGUAUCUAUUGCCUUAUAUUAUUCAGUACCUUCUUUUUCUCGCCUCCUAUUCUAUUACCUGUAUCUAUUGCCUUAUAUUAUUCACCUUCUUUUUUUUUCAAUUACCUCUUUCUAUUACCUGUAUCUAUUGCCUAUUAUAUUAUUCAGUACCUUCUUUUUCUCGCCUCCUAUUCUAUUACCUGUAUCUAUUGCCUUAUAUUAUUCAGUACCUUCUUUUUCUCCUUUUUCUAUUACCUGUAUCUAUUAUCCUUUAUUAUUCAGUACCUUCUUUUCUCUCCUCUUUUUUACCUCUAUCUAUUGCCUUAUAUUAUUUGCCUUUUUCUCGCCUCCUUUUUAUUACCUGUAUCUAUUUUAUUAUUCAGUUUUUUUUCUCGCCUCCUUUUCUAUUACCUGUAUCUAUUGCCUUAUAUUAUUCAGUACCUUAUUUUUUCUCGCCUCCUAUUCUAUUACCUGUAUCUAUUGCCUUAUAUUAUUCAGUACCUUCUUUUUCUCCCUCCUUUUCUAUUACCUAUAUCUAUUGCCUUAUAUUAUUUACUUUUUUUUUCUCUCCUCUUAUUCUAUUACCUGUAUCUAUUGCCUUAUAUUAUUCUUACCUUCUUUUUCUCGCCUCCUUUUCUAUUACCUGUAUCUAUUGCCUUAUAUUAUUCAGUACCUUCUUUUUUUCCUCCUCCUAUCUAUUACCUAUAUCUAUUUGCUUCUUUUAUAUUAUUCAGUACCUUCUUUUUCUAUAUUAUUCCUUUUCUAUUACCUGUAUCUAUUGGGUUUUAUAUUAUUCAGUCUUCUUUUUUUCGCCUCCUAUUCUAUUACCUAUAUCUAUUGCCUUAUAUUAUUCAUUACUUUUUUUUCUCGCCUCCUUUUCUAUUACCUAUAUCUAUUGCCUUAUAUUAUUCAUAAUACCUUCUUCUUUUUCUCGCCUCCUUUUCUAUUACCUGUAUCUAUUGCCUUAUAUUAUUUACCUUCUUUUUCUCCUCCUAUUUUAUUAA
Molecule: messenger RNA, 4878 nt
Organism: Acanthosepion pharaonis
Lineage: Eukaryota; Metazoa; Mollusca; Cephalopoda; Sepiida; Sepiidae
Source: the annotation of a GenBank genome assembly